UGGUUUUAUCGGUAUUCUUAAACUCGUUCUAUUUGAUAAAUAAAUAUUAUUAUUACAGUAAUUAUAAUUAUCUCGACAUAAGAACUAAUCACUACGUUUUUAAUUAUCUUUAUAACACUCAUAUGUGAAUAAUUUCAUCUCGCAUAAGUUUUCAGUUGAUAAAUUACUAUAUUGAUAACAGAAUCUGCGUCUCAAUUUUAAUUGAAGAUCUUAUUCUAACCAUGUCGGAGUUUGGUCCAGAACAUCCGAGGAACCUAAUUCCAGAGCUUUGCAAUCAGUUUUAUCACUUAGGAUGGGUCACAGGGACUGGCGGUGGUAUUUCAAUUAAGGAAGGUGACAAAAUCUUUAUAGCUCCAUCUGGAGUACAGAAGGAGCGUAUGAAAUAUGAUGACUUGUUUGUACAAACUAUUGAUGAUGAAGAUCUAGAGCUACCACCCGCAGAGAAAAAAUUGAAGAAGAGUCAAUGCACACCACUGUUCAUGCUGGCAUACCGCGAGCGCGGCGCUGGCGCUGUCAUACACACACACUCACCGCACGCCGUCCGCGCUACUCUACUCUACGACAAAGAGUUCACCAUCACUCAUCAAGAGAUGAUCAAGGGCAUCAAAGAUGCGAAGCUUGGUCGUUAUCUCCGAUACGAUGAGAAGCUGGUAGUACCUAUUAUAGAAAAUACUCCGUUCGAGAAGGAUCUCGCUGGCAGCUUGGGUGAGGCGCUGCGUAAUUACCCAGGAACUAGUGCAGUGCUGGUCAGGAGACAUGGAGUUUACGUGUGGGGUGAUACAUGGCAACAGGCCAAGACUAUGACCGAAUGCUACGACUAUUUAUUCGAAAUGGCGGUAGAAAUGAAAAGGCUCGGCUUAGAUCCUUCUUUCAAUCCAGAGACUGUGGAAAAUGGAAAAAAGUGACCCAACUUAUAAUGGCUAAUGAACAACAAAAAAUGAAAAAUGCGAAUAAACAGUACGCCAUAGUGUUAUAACUUCUUGCAAUAAUUAAUAAGUUCUCAAUAUGUUUAUAUACAUAUUAACGAAAAAUUACCGUAUGUAUAACAACAAAAUGUUUGUUAUCUAAAAA
Molecule: messenger RNA, 1071 nt
Organism: Achroia grisella
Lineage: Eukaryota; Metazoa; Arthropoda; Insecta; Lepidoptera; Pyralidae
Product: probable methylthioribulose-1-phosphate dehydratase
Exons: 6
Coding region: 222-905 (227 amino acids)
Cellular component (GO): cytoplasm
Molecular function (GO): metal ion binding; methylthioribulose 1-phosphate dehydratase activity
Source: RefSeq, a predicted model, not a curated record